GAGUCGUCGUGAAUAUUUUGUCAAAAUUACUUCUAAGAUUAUGCAACAUCGCCAAAAAUCGAAAAUUUAAAGUAGCAAAACUCUAAUUUCUGAAUUUGGAUACAAAUAAAAAUCCGCAAUUGGCGAGAUAAUAAAAGGAGAUAGAGAAGAGGCAAAGAGACGGUGACGCUAAAGACAGAGAGAUAGAGUGCCCUUCACAUAUUAUUGAUUAUUAGCUAUUGACUGACGAUGGCGAGAGCAGCUUGUAGCAGCGUUGUCACGGCUCUCACUUUACUGCCCUCCAAGUCUCCUCUCUGCAGAAACCCGCUCCUCUUCUCCGGUGAAUCCAAGUUCGUCGGAGUUUUCACCCUCCACAAGCGAUGCUUUUCCUCCAAAGUUAGCAUGAGCUUGAAAGCCGGAAUCGUCGGUCUUCCUAACGUCGGCAAGUCCACUCUCUUUAACGCCGUCGUCGAGAAUGGAAAGGCUCAAGCUGCUAAUUUCCCCUUUUGCACGAUUGAGCCCAAUGUUGGUAUCGUUGCUGUUCCUGAUUCCCGUCUUCAAGUUCUCUCCAAACUCAGCAAUUCCCAGAAACUGGUUCCUGCUUCCAUUGAGUUCGUCGACAUUGCUGGUCUUGUCAAGGGUGCCAGUCAAGGCGAAGGUUUGGGCAAUAAGUUCUUAUCUCACAUCCGAGAAGUCGAUUCCAUCCUCCAGGUGGUCCGCUGUUUUGAGGACAACGACAUUAUUCAUGUCAAUGGCAAAGUUGAUCCCAAGUCUGACAUUGAUGUCAUCAAUCUCGAACUUAUUUUCUGCGACUUAGAUCAGAUUGGGAAAAGAAUCGAGAGACUUAAGAAAGGGAAGGCUAAGGAUUCACAAUCCAAAGUCAAGGAGGAAGCCGAAAAAUCUGCUUUGGAAAGAAUUCAGGAGGCCCUUCUCGAUGGGAAACCUGCAAGGUCUGUCGCAUUGACUGACCUCGAGAAGGAAGUCGUAAAGCAUCUUUGCUUGCUUACAAUGAAGCCUAUGAUCUACGUCGCAAAUGUUGCUGAAACCGAUCUUGCUGAGCCGGAGAAGAAUACUUAUGUUGAAGAAGUAAAGGGUCUUUGUUCUGAUCUGCAGUCUGGACAUGUGGUUGUUUCAGCACAGGUUGAGUCUGAGUUAACCGAACUUCCUCUUGAGGAAAGGACAGAAUAUUUGAACUCGCUAGGUGUCAGCGAAAGUGGCCUUGGGAACCUUAUCAGGGCAACAUACAGUCUGCUAGGUUUGCAGACAUACUUCACUUCUGGUGAAAAGGAAACAAGAGCAUGGACAAUUCAUGCAGGGAUGACUGCACCACAAGCUGCUGGUGUCAUCCACUCUGACUUUGAGAAGGGUUUUAUUAGAGCCGAGACUGUUGCAUAUGAAGAUUUUGUCUCUGCUGGGUCACUUGCCGCAGCGAGAGAGAAAGGACUUUUGAGAUCAGAGGGUAAAGAGUACAUUGUUAAAGAAGGAGAUGUGAUGCUUUUCCGCUUCAACGUAUAGCAGAACCUUGAGAUCUCAAAAUCAGUUCUUCACAGAACAUCACAGGUUUUGUUUAUGCACGUCGGUCUUUUAUAGCAUCGAAUUUCACUGCUCUUGGUUUUGCAAUAUAUAGUGAUAUCUUUUUUUUUUUUUACAUUCCGAAAACGUAAUUGGUUGUGAAACAGAAGAUGAGGUUAAAAAAUUCUCUAGAAUAAGAAACGAGGUAUGAGAAAUCUCAUGGGAUUGGCAAUGGGAGUGAUGAUUAUUGAAUUGACACCAA
Eutrema salsugineum is the source of this 1753-nucleotide messenger RNA. RefSeq names its product ribosome-binding ATPase YchF. The transcript is spliced from 11 exons. Bases 229 to 1494 code for a protein of 421 amino acids. Gene Ontology annotation, cellular component: cytoplasm. Lineage: Eukaryota; Viridiplantae; Streptophyta; Magnoliopsida; Brassicales; Brassicaceae. The record is from RefSeq and is a predicted model, not a curated record. Gene Ontology annotation, molecular function: GTP binding; ATP binding; ATP hydrolysis activity.